CUAGAAUCUAGAUCCCGCGUGACUCUUUUUGGACUCGCCUUCCCCUGCUCUCAGCUUGCGCCUUCCCAUCCCACGUCUCUUUUCCUGCUGCCGCCCCCAAGCGGUGCUCUCCUCGCGACCUCCCUUAUCGCGUACUCGCUCGCAUUUCUCGCGAACGUCGCCUAACCGUCGCAUCCAGACCCGGCGCGCCAAUGCCGCCCAAGGGCAAGGGCAAGGCCGGUGGGGGAGGCGGGGGCGACGACAAGGGGAAAGGCGGGAAGGGCGGGGGGAAGGGCGAGCUCGGUACAUGCACGUACGUUAAAGCGCGGCACAUACUGUGCGAGAAGCAGGGCAAGAUCAACGAGGCAUACAAGAAGCUGCAGGAGGGGUGGCUGGACGAGGGGGAUAAGGUGCCGCCCGCCAAGUUCGGCGAGAUAGCCCAGGAGUACUCCGAGUGUCCGUCCGCCAAGAAGGGCGGCGACCUGGGGUGGUUCCCCCGUGGCAAGAUGGCGGGGCCCUUCCAGGAUGUGGCUUUCGCCACGCCCAUCGGCGCCACGUCAGCGCCCUUCAAGUCAACGCACGGUUACCACGUAAUUCUGGUGGAAGGGCGGAAGAACUGAAUACCGGUCGGUACCGCUCUUCACUCCCAGAAAACAGAAGAAUAUGUUAGUGCAACAUUGGUAGCAGUAGGUAGGCCCGUCUCCUGGCAAGUUCUCUUUUGGAAAAAAACGUGUCUGAGCAAUCAGACACGUUCUGCGCACUUUGUCUGAUUCGCUUUUCAGGAUCAGAGAAUUUUGAAAAAGUUGUCUGAUUUUCCAGAGAAUUUGAGAAUCUUUGUCUGAACAUACAGAGAAAUUCUACUGCAUAGUCUGUUCUGUUAGUGUUUGACAAUAGAAGAUACAGUUAAGC
Messenger RNA from Closterium sp. NIES-67, 888 nucleotides. The record is from the annotation of a GenBank genome assembly. Lineage: Eukaryota; Viridiplantae; Streptophyta; Zygnematophyceae; Desmidiales; Closteriaceae.